Molecule: messenger RNA, 2088 nt
Organism: Betta splendens (Siamese fighting fish)
Lineage: Eukaryota; Metazoa; Chordata; Actinopteri; Anabantiformes; Osphronemidae
Exons: 2
Coding region: 754-1818 (354 amino acids)
Biological process (GO): G protein-coupled receptor signaling pathway
Cellular component (GO): membrane
Molecular function (GO): G protein-coupled receptor activity
Source: RefSeq, a predicted model, not a curated record
CGUGGCGCGCAAACUGGAGUGAGGAGUGGGAAAUUAUUAAGAUUAAUUUAGCGGCAAAAUGGGGCAUGAUGAGAACAGUUAACGAACGUACGGUGACAAGCGUCAUAGAGAGUAUUAUGUUAUAUGACAGUGAUUGCAGCUGCCUCACUCGUAUAGAUUUCGUGACGGUGUAACGCACGUCCCGCCCACUAGGUGGCGCAACAGCCUCAGGGAUGAGUUCACGCGCAGGCGGACGCCUAAUCAUGUAACGGACGCCGUGUUGGUGCAGCCUGCCUUUAGAUAUGAAGCUCGUCCGGGCGGAGAUCACGCUGACGCGCACGUGUGCAUGAGUUGAGAUGACUAAAAAAACCGCCGUCAGGUUCUCUGAGGAGCAAUGACUGCGCUUUUGACGCCCAUCCGCACUCUGUUUCACAUUUGCGCAAACCUGCGACAAAGCACCAUUUUCGUUUUUAUUGGCGAGUGAACGAGAGUAACCUGUGUUCCGUUUCUAUCUCGUCACAUUUAAGUCAUAUUUUUGCAGAGAUAGACAUUUUUUAAAAUGUUCGCAAACUCCCAAACAAUUGGGGAAGGACGAGAGAGAGAGGGAGAGGCGGGGAGAGCGAGAGCGAGAGAGAGAGCGCGCGGGGGGAAUCGAGCGCCUGUCUGCGUCCGUCGUUAGUGUGACAGCAGAGAGACCAUCAUGCGGGGCGUGAACCGUCCGUCCCGCCUGCUCCGGUUCUUUGAUCACCAUCUCCAUCAGCCCGCUGAGGAAUAAUGUCAGCGGCCAACAGCUCGGGAGGAGCAGAGGUGAGCGAUUACCCCUGCGUGCGCUUCAUCGUGUCCACCGUGUCCUUCUCGGUGCUCCUCUUCUUCAACCUCAUCAUCAACUGGACCAUCAUCCGCGAGGAGCGCCUCCGCACCCACGCGCGCUUCGUGCUGAUCGUGCACCUGCUGGGCUCGGCCCUGGUGCACCUGGGCACGAGCAGCGUCUUCUACUACCAGAUCCACGUGGACGCGCGGCCGGCGCGCGCCGCCUGCGUGGCCAUGACCACCGUGCUGAUCAGCAGCGCCUCCAACAUCCUGCUGACGCUCACGGCCAUGGCGCUGGACCGCUUCUGCGCCGUGUGCCACCCGAUGCGCUACUCGGCCACCUGCGACGCGCGCCCCUGGCCCUGGGCGCUGGGCGCGCUCACGUGGCUGCUGGCGCUGGCCAUCCCGCUCAGCCUGCUGCUGCGCGCCGACCCCGCGGCCGAGUACCGCGGCACGUGCGGCCCGGAGCAGCUGCGGAAGGGCGGCCUGGAGAAGCUGGUGUUCAUCGGCGCGUGCGCGCUGCUCAUCCUGUACAGCUACGUGAGGAUACUGCUGGAGGGGCGGCGGCUGGGCGUGCUGAACCGGCGCAACCGGGCCGGCUGCCGGACCAUCGCGCUGCACGGCAGCCAGCUGGCGGUCUACAUCCUGCCCAGCUUCGUGAGCUCCGUGCUGUCGGUGCUGUACCGGCAGAAGCUCAUGCGCGCGGACACCAAGGAGCUGUCGGCCGUGGUCAUCUUUGCCUUCUUCAGUCUGGCGCAGUGCGUUGCGCCAGUCGUUUACGGGCUGCGCAAAGAGGAACUCAUGGAGCAGUUGAGUCACAGGUUCCCCUUCUGUUCACGGUACUUGAAGAGCGCCCUGGGCUGGACGGUCCGGGCCAGCCGGCAGCACAGCCAGCUCCGAUCACGAGAGCGAACGCUCACAGCCCAGACCAUCAUCUCCUUGGAGGUCCCACACGUGCCAGAGCCGGAGGAGGCGACCGAGCACGAACCCUCGCUCGACCCGAACCCGCGUCGAGGCGAUGAUACAUGAACAGAGGCCGGACUUUCACACGAACAUUUGGAUAAACGGACCGUUUCGUCCUGAGCACAACGUGACGGUUCUGAGGGCCUCACGUUUGGACUGAUGGAGGAGUUGAACAGUACUGGGCAGCGGACCUUCGGCUGUUUGACCAGUCGCAGGAUUCAUAAGCUAUAACGUCUUCAAGCUCUGGACUACAAACAGGCAGAGAAUAUAUUUAACUUAUCGUCAGAUGUGUGUUUAACCAUGAGGACAUUAAAAGCUGUGAGUUAAUGGUCUUGA